Molecule: messenger RNA, 991 nt
Organism: Setaria italica (foxtail millet)
Lineage: Eukaryota; Viridiplantae; Streptophyta; Magnoliopsida; Poales; Poaceae
Exons: 4
Coding region: 29-991 (320 amino acids)
Source: RefSeq, a predicted model, not a curated record
UGCCUUACCAUAUACAUACAUAUAGAUAAUGGAAUCUUGGGAGAAUGAAGUUAGGAGAUUCAUGCUAGAGGAGGAAGAAGAGGAUGACGAGCUAUUCCUAGUUAUGGUCCCUGCUCUUCAGCAGUGUUUAUAUGAGGAGAAAAGGCCGGAGCACAGCUCAACUCUGCCUGGUGUUAAAAAGGUCAUACAAAUCUUGGAAGGCCACGAGAAUUGGUGCAAAGUGGAGUUCAGGAUGGAGCCUGAGAUAUUUAGAGUUAUAGCAAAUUAUCUUAGAGUGGAGAACUUAUUAUGUGACACCCGUGGUGUUAGAGUUGAGGAGCAGCUGGGAAUGUUUAUGUUCAUGCUCUCUCAUAAUGCAAGCAUCGAUAGGCUAAAAAAGGAAUUCCAACAUAGUGGUGAGACAAUUCAUAGGAAAAUAACAGAGUUUUUCGAUAUAAUUCCAGCAUUGACUCAUAGAUUCUUGAAGCUCCCAAAUGUGAACCAUACACAUGUGAAGAUUGCAUCAGACCCUCACUUUAUGCCUUUCUUCCAGAACUGCGUUGGGGCUAUUGAUGGCACUCAUGUUCCUAUCACCAUUGCACAAGAAAGAGCUGCUCCCUACAGAAAUAGAAAAGGAACCUUGUCACAGAACGUCAUGAUAACCACAAAUGUCAAGUUCUGCAAGAAGCCAUUUCCUUUAUAUAACAACUUGGAAUUAUUGUAUGAAGAAAGCAUAGAAGUUCAAUCUGCUCCAGCUAGUCGUAAUUUAGAGGAUCAAAAUGUUACCGGUGGAAAGAAAUGCAAACAAAGUCAGAUGGCUGCAAAACUUAGGGAUUACAUUGACUUUAGAAAGGAUCAGAUUGAAAAAACUCUAGAAAAGUUAGAAGAGAAGAAGAGACGUGAAGAAGACUACUCAAUAGAGAAAUGUAUUGAUAUUGUGGAUACCAUGGAAGAGCUAUCGGAUGAACAAAAGUUGUCUGCCUCAAGUGCAGCUUGUGCCCACUUCACAUGA